Molecule: messenger RNA, 1664 nt
Organism: Prosopis cineraria
Lineage: Eukaryota; Viridiplantae; Streptophyta; Magnoliopsida; Fabales; Fabaceae
Exons: 11
Coding region: 331-1377 (348 amino acids)
Source: RefSeq, a predicted model, not a curated record
GGGAAGUAAUAGAACAUACUGAUGUUUCAUCUUCUUCGUGGAAUUAGCGUUUGUUAUACGUUAAUCUCCAUUUGUAAAAUAUAUAGAGGACAAAGGGUAUUGGUACGCUGUCAUAAAUGUUAGCGGCGAUACAGAGGGAGGGGGGAAUGGUACGCUGUGAGUUUUCAUUUUUUUUUCCUUAGAACUAUGUUGGUGUUAACUAUAUGUGUUUUUCAAUCUCCCUCCUCAUAAGUCAUAACUAAAUAUUGACUAUGGCCUGGUCAGAGGUUACCUCUCUAAAUGUUAUUGGUACGCUGUCAUAGUUCAAAUGGUAUUGGUACGCUGUCAUAAAUGUUAGCGGCGAUACAGAGGGAGGGUGGAAUGGUGCACCUUGACUGCAUUGACUGUGCUGCUGAUGCAUCCGUGGUCAAUGCAGUGAAUGAAGGAAUUGAGAUAGCAAAAGACAUUAUAAACCUUCGAAGACCAUGGCUGAUGAUUAGUGUCAAUGAUGAUAAAGAUCUUCACUUUCGUAAGGCCGAAUUUGAUCCAGAUGACUGUCCAGCAGACUGCUCAAGGCCCUGUGUAAAUGUGUGCCCUGCUAAUGCAAUAUCAUUCCAGGAGAAUUCAACAAUAGGAAGUUCUUAUGAAACUCAAAUACCGAGAGUACUAAAGGAUGGAGUUAUAACUGAACGCUGCUAUGGCUGUGGUCGCUGCUUUCCAGUUUGCCCCUAUGAUAAAAUAAGAGAGGUAACAUAUAUAAGAGACGCUACUACAACUGCUGAUCUCAUGAAGAGAGAUGAUGUUGAUGCUAUAGAGAUACAUACAAGUGGGAGGCGGACUAAUCUCUUCAGAGAACUAUGGACUGCUCUGGGAGAUUCAGUAAGAUAUUUGAAGCUAAUAGCGGUUAGCUUACCAAAUGGUGGGGAUUCAACAAUAUCCUUGAUGAAUGAAAUAUUUUCUAUCAUGAAACCCAAUCUUCAAAGCUUCAACUUAUGGCAGUUGGAUGGCCGUCCCAUGAGUGGCGAUAUUGGGAGAGGAGCAACUAAGGAGACUAUUGCCUUUGCUGUACAAAUGGCAAAUGCAAGAGACAGACCUCCUGGCUUCCUUCAACUGGCUGGUGGAACUAAUGCUCACACGAUAGAUGGGUUGAAGAAAGAGGGACUUUUCCAAACAACUGCUGUUGCCGAUUAUGCAACCUCAAGAACCUGUUCAGCUGAUUCAUCCCAUGCUUUAAUUGGGGGUGUAGCUUAUGGGGGCUACGCACGUAAGAUUGUAGGAAGAGCGCUGAGAGCCAUGCAAUCCCAGCAUGGUAUAGCUGCUCGUGUUGAGGAUCAUCCAGAUCAUCUCUUGCUGGCUCUUAAAGAAGCUCUUGCUUUGGUUGGACCUUUUAAGUGUUAAUGAUCAAUGAUCAUAUCUCACACCAGGAUUCAGUGUUCUGCAUAAAGUUGAUCACAGGUCGGUUCAUGAGGCUGUUUAUAUGUAGGAUUGAAAAUAUGGCCCAAAACCUUGGCUCAGAAUUAGGUAUGUUGUGUCCGGUUAGUACAAUUAUGCAAGGGGAAUAUUCAAGUGUCUAUAUUCAGGUGGAAAUUAUAGUUCGAGAAACAGUUCAUCAGAUAUGGAAGGAUAGAAGUAGGAACUUCAUAUGUUAUUUACGAGCCAAUCUACUUAAAUCAUUUUUGUGAGAA